Messenger RNA from Wasmannia auropunctata (little fire ant), 1651 nucleotides. RefSeq names its product SKI family transcriptional corepressor 2. NCBI's taxonomy places the organism in Eukaryota, Metazoa, Arthropoda, Insecta, Hymenoptera, Formicidae. The transcript has 4 exons. The coding region runs from base 243 to 1217 and encodes 324 amino acids. The record is from RefSeq and is a predicted model, not a curated record.
UCCGUGUGCUUCGUGGUAUAAAAGGCGACGGUAAGGACUACCAGCAUCAUGCAAAAAGUUGGUGCAUCAAAUAGAUCGACAAGAUCGGUGGAAGUGAACCGCUUAAUUAUCUGGAUUUUCCAUCGAAAAUCACUUAAUCGCGAAUAGCCGAUAUUUCCUGGAAGAUUUCUAAAAAGAUACAAAAGUGAUCAAAUAAAGAAAGAAUUGUCACAAAAAAAAUCCGAAGAAGAAUUAAGAUCAAGAUGCUCAGUUGCAUUAGUUUUGUUCUAAUUGCCAUCGCGUCGGUGGCGGCGAUGGCGGAGUCGAAGGUGAUUCCGGCCGAGCCUAUUUCCGUUACGCUCGAUGCUUACGGCAAGCCUGUAAUGUUCCUGAGGGAGAAAAGAACGGUCGUUCGCCCUUUUCCGCACAGAACGAUGAUGUUCACCGGUUACUACAGACCGAUACGUCGCACGAGUAACGGCGGCCAGGCAACCGGUGUCUUCGCGCAAGGAAACGCCGUGAGCGGCGGAGCUUUCUUCGGCGGUGUGCACUCGCCGCAUCUUAAAGGCGGCCCGGAACCAAUCGAGGAACCGGAAGUGUCCAGCGCCGAGGCACAAGCGGCACCGGCGCCCGAAGAAGAGCAGGAACGCGAAUAUCAUCAUCAUCGAAAUGAGGUGCAUCAUCAUGAGGAGGAUCAGCAUCACGAGCAUCACCACCACGAUGAGGAAGACCAGCUUCAUUCCGACGAGCCGCAUUAUCAUUACCAUCAUCAAGAUUCUUUGACUCCUCAGGAUCAUCACGAAUUGGAGCAGAAUCCGUUAACCACAGAGAUUGCGCAACCGACGGAAAAGCCGUUCACUGAGGCGCCCAUAACCCGACCGAAGAUACAUCAUACUAAGAAAACGCAUAAGACGCCCGUGACUGUCAACGCCGACGAUGAUGACGACGACGAAGACGAGGUGGAUGAGGAAGACGACGAACCGGUUGUGCCAUUCGUACCUUUUAAGGGCAACAGACGCCGUCAGAAAUAUCCCCAUCUGAACAACUUCUUCCCUAUGGUCUUCAGCUUCCCGAGACUAGCCACGCGCGCUGGAUCCUCCGGGUCUCUUCCUGGUGCCAUCACUGCUAUUGCGAAUAGUUACUCCACAUCAAAAGGCGGAAUCGCCAGCUCAGUAGCCACUGCCUACGGCGGAUCUCCAACCGGAAAGAAACGACGCCCGCAACCGUAUAAGGAAUAAUUCUUAAAGCAAUCGAUAUUGGCGAGUUGGAAAACUGAAUACACCUGGAAGAUUUUAGGCUGAAGCUACAAUUUUGUGGAUAUCUCGUACGUUAUCUUUGUAAUUACCCAGUUUUAUAUAUCUUGUUAAAUACUUCUCAAAUCUCAGAUAUUUAAAGAAAAAUAAUCAAGUCACAUACAGAAGAGUUUUCGACGAAAACGCGAAACUAUAGUUUAAGAACAAUAUUAAAUUUAUUUUCGAGAUUGUGCAAUUUAUUAUGUAAGAUAUUUUGUUAAGUAGACUAACACAAAUUUACAGUGUUUUAAUAUUUAGACAGAACUUUAAAUUAUUGCUAUAUGCUACUUUAUAGUAAACUUCCAGACAGAAUUGUAAUUAUUUGGUAAAGCGAGUUAAACAAUUUUCCAAUAAAAAUAAAUAUUCUUUUGCAUUCAACA